Molecule: messenger RNA, 3448 nt
Organism: Apus apus (common swift)
Lineage: Eukaryota; Metazoa; Chordata; Aves; Apodiformes; Apodidae
Gene: MTCP1
Product: mature T cell proliferation 1
Exons: 4
Coding region: 3082-3408 (108 amino acids)
Molecular function (GO): protein serine/threonine kinase activator activity
Source: RefSeq, a predicted model, not a curated record
GAGAUGCUGUUCCCUCAGCAGACAGCUCGUUUGGUCCCUGACUUGUUGCUAGAUGCAGGCUGGGUGUUCCAGGAAGGCUCAGCUCCCCUCUAGCUCCCCGAGGGCCGUGCACAGGGGUGGGCAGGCAGCUGCACCCUGCCCAGCCCGGCUCCAGGAGCUCUGUAACCACUGUGCCCAGUUCACUGAGCCUCACCAGUGCUUGUUUUCCUUGGCACCUAAAUGGCAGCUGAACUCUUCUCACAAUCUGACCUAGUCCCCUUUUGAAGGUAACAAAGGGUGGAGUUUGUUCAGCGUGCUGAGCUCCAGCUCUGGGGAUGGUCCAAGUGGCAGCUGGAGCAAUUUCUUCCACUGUUUUCAUAAAAUAUAUGAAUGUACCAAAUUUAAAAGCAAAUAAAUUGUCUUCAGUACAAGUUGCAAUCCUCCUUCUGGCCCUUUUCACAUUUCUUCCUAUAUUGGAUGACUCAGAAAUCCACCCAGGUCCCAGAACAGCAUUAAAUUUCUCGGGUCUGGUGCUGAGAUGGGCAGAAUGAAUACCUGCAAGUCUUGAUCCUGUCUGUGGGAGCUGGGCUUUAAGGCUCUCCAGAUCAGUAUCUUAAACAGUUCAGACUUUUGCAAUCUUGUUGAUGGCAACCUUAACAUCUCUGUCAAAGGAUGAUGCUGCAGUUCUGCAAAUUUAAGGUGAUUUGGUUUUUGUUGGAUGAGUUGGUGCUUUUGAUGGAUUAGGAGGCAAGCAAUGUAAGGAGCAGGUUUUACAGCUUCUUCUACAUAGAAGUUAGCUGGCUUCUCCUUUCACCCAGCUCUUCCUUCUGGCAUUUUUAGUGCUUUUUGACAAAACCUGCAAAAAUAGGUCUUGUGUAAGUUUUCCAUUCUUGAUGUUUCAGGUGCAGGUGCCUAAGAGAAUGUUUUUUUCAAACCUCCUGUUUCUUUGGUGUGAGCACUGCAGGCAGCCCUGCUCUGCCUCAAGCCCAGCUGGUUUUGCCUGGCUUCAGGUUUUUAUUUGUGGCACUAACUGGGCACCUUGAACAGCCUUAGGGGCUGCUAAAAAGAGAGGCCUUUGAACUUGGGCAACUGAACUCAGAGCUGUGGAGUCUGGAGGAAGUUUGGGGCAAAGGGUGAAAACACAGGAACUGCUGCCCAUGCUGCAGGGCCCUCUGUAGGAGCCCUGUGACCCUGUGCCUGUCAUUGCUGCCACGUCCAUGCUCAGUAAACACAAACACACAUGUCACACUUCAGCCUUCCUCUGUCUAGGUCAGCAAGCCUGAACCAGGUUAGGAUAGAGAACCUUCCUGGGGGAGUUCACUUGGUGCAGGACAUUGCUUUCACUCACUGAGAAGUACUUUUCCAGCACUGAAGUCAAAUCUUGAGCCUUCUGGGGCUGAUGAGCUGUAGAAAUUCCAGCUUUGAGUGGGGUAGGAAAGCAAGUUCUUGAGCAUUUUGGGUCAUGCUGGAGCUUUUGGCAGUUUGUUGCAGAGGAGGGGAGUAUCCUGGCCAAAUUCCAACCUGGGUGAUUACAUUCAGCUGCCUGGAAGGGAGCAGUGGCAACUGCUUCAUUGCGCUGUUGGAAAAAGUGGUUUUAGGGUAAAAUAGGAUGAAAAGUACUUAGAGAAAUGUCCCUUUAACCCUCGUAGCAUGUUCUUUGAGGUCUUGUGAGGCUUGUCAGUCUGCUGUCAUCUUCCUCUAACUGCCAGUGACCCAAGGCUGGGGUGCUGCUUGGGGUGGCUGUGUCACAUCACAGGAUGGUCUUUGGGGCAGUGGAGCUUUUCUUUUUUUUUUUUUUGGAAUGCACAGACACAUUCCCAGGCAUCAAGCAAGAAAGCAGAAAGUGGGAGAAAAAAAAAAAAAAAAAGAAAGAAAUAAUAAAAGCACAUUGAAAGUUUUCUGUGCUAGAAAUUACUGUGCCAGUGGUUGGUGGUUUGGUUUCAAACUGAUCCUUUGCUCCAAAAAAGUGGAGAAGCACUGAUGUAGGGUAGAGCAACAUGGAAAUGUGUUUUCUGUUAUUUAUGGUCCCCCAUGUAUAACAGGUUUUUUUUUUCUCUCCCUGACUUCCCCUGCUUUGUUUUUCACCCAGAUUUUCUUGCUCCUGUUUGAAUGAUGCCCUCUAACUUUCCAAGUUUUCAGAAGACCCCUGUGUUUUCCCUGGGAUAGGAGUAUUGCAGCUGCUUCGUAGCAGGAGGAUGUUUAUGUCUUGUGUCACAGCUUAAUUCUGUUCUACUUUAAACCUAGAUAAAGGAUGAAGACUGUCUGUGCCAUUUUGAUUACUUCUUCUAGGGUCCAAAGAGAGAAUCAUUCCCCCUGACCUCCAUUUGCUCAUGGCCCCGCUGGCUCUAACUGGUGUAAACUUGCCGGUACACAAAAAUUCCAGUAGGAAGAACCACCUCCAUGUCCAAAAUUCCUUUGCCCCUGCUGCUAUCAGUGGCUCUUGGUAACCAUCUAAAAGCUGAACGACCCAAAGGCAGGAGAGCCAUCCAUGAGAAGCUGGUGUGGGAAUGGACCAGGCUGCCAUCCUCUUGAGAGAUGAGACCAAGGACCCGUCACCAUGACCGCUCCACGCGCUCCUGCGGACGGAGAUUCAUGCUUUGUCUCCAGACUGACCUUCGUUCUUGUUAAGCUCAUUUCACCUCCUGUCACAAGUUUUCCUUUUGGGAUCUAGAACCAUCCUUAGCCACGGAACUCCUGUGUAAACCACUGUCUUUUUCCCCCCACCCCUCCCAGCCCCCGGUUUCACACCAAGACUGUUACUAGGAUUGUUAGUGGAAUAAGCAAAGCCAGUGUUGGCAGGGUUUCACUUUGCCCCAGUAGCACCUUUUGCCGCAGAAUGCCUUACAGACACCCCCCAGCAUGUCCCAGUGUACCUCUUGCCAUGAAGUUCCCAUCCACUUAGGCACCACCUUAGCUUCCCAACCUGACUUUUAGGGACACUGCAGCACAUAGCACCUCAGACAGUAAGUCAGACGUCACCCAGAGGUGCCUUCCAGGUCCGAGAGCUUUCUCCGUCAAUGUACUCGGAGCUAAAGAGACCAUGUGUGCAUCCUGCCGGCUGAUCCCACCCAGCUGAGGGAGCAUCCUGAAGUGCCUGAGGGGAUGGCAGAAGGAGGGCACCCUGGGGCUCCUCCUGUCCGGCUCUGGGUGCGUCGUGUAGGUGUUUACUGUGACGAGCACCGCAAAACGUGGCUUGUGGCUGCGGAAGAGGAGGAAGGUAUGCUGAGGGCUCGGAUCCAAAGAGUUCAGGUUCCCCUGGGUGAGGCGCUGCGACCCAGCCAGCUCCCCCCAUCCCGGCUGCCUCAUAUGUGGCAGCUGUCCCAGGGUGAGCAGUACAGGGAUAGUAACUCUCGCGUUUGGGAGAUAGAGCACCACCUCAUGCUUGGUGGUGUUGAAGAACUGCUGCUUAAACUCGUGCCUGGUGAUUAAUCUGUUCUCUGAACAUGUCCCAGAAGGAUCCCUGCCAGAA